Purpureocillium lilacinum is the source of this 507-nucleotide messenger RNA. NCBI's taxonomy places the organism in Eukaryota, Fungi, Ascomycota, Sordariomycetes, Hypocreales, Ophiocordycipitaceae. The record is from RefSeq and is a predicted model, not a curated record.
AUGCGCCAUUCUUUAAGGCGGAACAUCGACCGCCACGCACGCACGCAGGCGGGAAGCGCAUGGCUGAUGGAGCGAUUGGCGAGGCAUGCGCGUCUUCAGCGCGUAUUGUUGGCAUUUAACCGCCCACCUCAGGGGGGAACGUCGUCUGUGGUGGAUAUCUGCGGCGGGUUGCCCGGUUUUUUUCCAAGCAAGCAACGCAGCGCCGGCCACACACAACCAACCUACCAACCGGGCACUGGCACUGGCACUGGCACACUGACUCUCUCAGCCCUCCGUGUUGUGCCGCCCGACGCGCGCGCAUCCAUCCAUCCAUCUUACAUCGUCAACGUCGCACGAGUACACUCAUUCACGCACAUCUUUUGCAGCCUUUACCCACCUCGAGACCAGCAGCAGAGCAAGAAGCGCCGAGGGAAUUCUGUUCCCCCCCGUCGGUCCCUCCUCGCUCCUUUCCCUUGUCCCGGGGGUGAUAGGUACGUGGUAUCCAGCGAGUCGCCCGAGCGGGUCUGA